AUGCAUAUCUUGUGUGUUGACGGUUUUAGGGGAGCUAGUUUGGACUCACAUGGACCAGCACCCUGCAACAACACCAAAUCCCAUUCUUGCGCGGAAUUCAUGUCUGAGAAAACUUGGAGCAACGACACAAUUUCGAUGAACGACAAGCAGGUCCGGGUUCUGACCCUUAAUUGCUGGGGCCUAAAACUCGUUUCCAAACUCCGACCUCUCCGUUUGGAAGCCAUUUCCGCCCAACUCGCCCAAGACGGCGACUCCUACGACAUUGUCUGUCUUCAAGAAGUGUGGGUGGAGUCUGACUUUGACCAGAUCAAGAAAGCAUGCGUCGACCACUUCCCCUACACAAAAUACUACUACAGCGGAAUUAUUGCCGGUCCAGGACUGGCCGUUCUGUCGCGAUGGCCCAUUGAGUCAGCCUACGUCCACCGGUUUGGCCUCAACGGCCGCCCCAGUGCAUUCUUCCGAGGCGACUGGUAUGUUGGCAAAAGUGUUGCCUCCGCCACCAUUAUCCACCCAUCCAACCACCGCAUUGAGAUCCUCAAUGCCCACAUGCAUGCUCCGUAUGGCCCUGGUGAUGCCAAUUAUACAUGUCACCGAACUUCCCAGGCUUGGGAAAUGGCUCGAAUCGCCAAACGGUCCAUGGACGCUGGUAAUCUGACCAUAGUCACCGGUGAUCUCAACUCCCGACCGUCGUCGCUGACUCACCAGCUCUUUGAGAACAUGGCGCUUCUGCAGGACGCGUGGGAGAGCCGACACGGAGAGUUUUCCGGCGAUCUGAGCGAAAUGACACCCGAGCAACAGAUCGAGGAGGCCGGAGUCACGUGCAACUCGCGGCUCAACUCGUGGAGAGCGUCCCGGCCUCUGUCGGACGCCUGCCGGCUCGAUUACAUCUUCUUUGACCCCUCCAGAGCUACUGUCCGAGAGGCUCGAGUGGCCUUUACGGACAAGAUUGAGGGCGGAUGCAGUGUGUCGGACCACUUUGGCGUUUCUGCAGUUUUCGAGCUGACUCCUCAGGACAAAUCUCGGCACCGAAAGGUGUCUUCUGCCACGCUGACGACCAUGUUUGACGAGUUUCUCGCGCUGGUGACAACAUACAAAGGCACGUCAAUCACUCAGGCGCGGGUCCGAAACUGGCAUUUUAUGGCGUCCAUUCUGGUUGUUAUCGGGCUUUUGGUGUCCGUGUGGUGGGCGGCAGCUGAUAACAGAGCUUAUGUGGGUUUCAUCUACAUUCUGGCAGCCGUCGUCAUUGCCGUAACAGGCGUUGUGGACGGUCUGAUUGGAUACUUGUUUGGAAAUACCGAAAUGAGAGCCCUGCUAGAGUUGGAGAGCGAGCUGGAGCUGGCCAAGCGGAUGUUGGCCAAGGAAUAG
This is a messenger RNA of Yarrowia lipolytica CLIB122, 1365 nucleotides long. RefSeq lists its product as uncharacterized. Lineage: Eukaryota; Fungi; Ascomycota; Dipodascomycetes; Dipodascales. Gene Ontology annotation, molecular function: sphingomyelin phosphodiesterase activity. The record is from RefSeq and is a predicted model, not a curated record.